AUGGUGCCCAUCCUUCCAAGUUACCUGUACAGCACUGGCCAGGCUCCCACCAUCACUCCUGGGAACAGCACCGACUUAACAGAGAAUCCUCUCCUCAACCAGUCACUGAGUAAUACAUUGGUCUAUUUGGGCCCCACAUUUGCACCACCACACCAGACCCCAGAUCUCUCUAUUGAUCCCACCGUGGCCCAGAAAUUCCCAGAGUCAAACUGCUCUGAUGCAGAUGCUGAUCUGGAUGAAGUCAACAUCAAAGUAGGACUGCUGUUGGCCUCCAAGUCCACCAUACAGCUUAUCAUUAACCCCUUCAUGGGGCCACUUACUGACAGGAUUGGAUAUCACAUCCCAAUGUGUGCUGGUUUCUGCAUAAUCGUCUUUGCAACUUCCUUGUUUGCCUUUUCAUCUAGCUUCAUUUUACUGCUGCUGGCUAGGUCAGUGCAAGGUGUAGGUGGAUCCUGCUUGUCUGUGGCAGGAAUGGGAAUGCUGGCUGAUGGGUACAAAGAAGACAAGAACAGAGGGCGUGCAAUGGGUAUAGCGUUCACUGGAUUGGCUUUAGGAUUGAUUGCUGGGGCUCCAUUUGGCAGUGUGAUGUAUCAGUUUGUGGGCAAAAUGGCUCCAUUCCUGAUCCUGGCUGUCAUUGCUGCGUUGGCUGGAGGUUUACAUGCCCUCAUCUUCAAACCAUUGUGGGUUCAAACAGAGAGUGAAAAAGGGACUCCGCUGCUGACUCUCCUGAAGGAUCCGUACAUUCUCAUUGCCGCUGGAGCCAUAUGUUUUACAACUCUGGUUAUUGCCACAAUAGAGACAGCACUUCCUAUCUGGAUGAUGAAGACCAUGUGUGCUAGCAAAUGGCAGCUAGGCACAGUCUUCUUGACGGACAGCAUAUCCUACCUCAUUGCAUCCAACAUCUUUGGUCACCUGUCACAAAAAUACAGCGGAAGUUGGCUAUGUUCCUUACUCGGAAUGAUCCUGGUGGGAAUAACCACCAUUUCUUUUGGAUUUUCCAAGAACAUCUAUCAUGUGCUUGUUCUGAAUGCAAUUGUUGGCUUUUCAGUUGGCACAGUGGACUCAUCAAUAAUGCCUCUCAUGGGUAACUUGGUAGAUCUGAGAUAUGUGCCAGUAUACGGUACUGUUUAUGCUAUUGCCGAUGUCGCAGUCUGCAUCGGAUUCUCCGUGGGUCCAGCUAUUGCAGGUCCUAUAGUGGCAUCGAUUGGCUUCCCCUGGCUCAUGGCCAUAAUUGGAACAGUAAAUAUAAUCUUCGCUCCGCUCUGCAUCUUCCUCUACAGUCCACCUCAGCAGGAGGAUCAUUUGGCCCAGACUGGCGCCAAGCCCUAUGGAUGGGCGGCUGUGGCGUAG
Anoplopoma fimbria (sablefish) is the source of this 1350-nucleotide messenger RNA. Its product is annotated as synaptic vesicular amine transporter-like. Gene Ontology annotation, biological process: aminergic neurotransmitter loading into synaptic vesicle; transmembrane transport. Gene Ontology annotation, molecular function: serotonin:sodium:chloride symporter activity. Bases 1 to 1350 code for a protein of 449 amino acids. The record is from RefSeq and is a predicted model, not a curated record. Gene Ontology annotation, cellular component: synaptic vesicle membrane; terminal bouton. The transcript has 15 exons. Lineage: Eukaryota; Metazoa; Chordata; Actinopteri; Perciformes; Anoplopomatidae.